UCCAACAUCCUCUCCUGUCAAAAUGUGGCACCUCAAACUCUGGGCAACGCUCACGAUUUUCCUGUUGCUGCUGGAUCAGGUAGAUGGCUCCCCAAUACCAGAAAUGAGUUCACCAAAGAGGCGGCCACGGAGAAUGACCCCAUUUUGGAGAGGGGUUUCCCUCAGGCCCAUUGGAGCCUCCUGCCAGGAUGAUUCUGAGUGUAUCACAAGGCUAUGCAGAAAAAGACGCUGUUCCCUAAGUGUGGUCCAGGAGUGAUGUACAUACCAGGGGAAGAGAGCACAGCAGUCACCUCCAACAAUGCUCCGUUCUAUGGAAUAUUGAUUAACUAUAUUUUGGCUGGAGACACACAAGUGAAGCAACCUUGUAUUUUUAAUAUUUAAAGAUAGAUGUAUGCUUUAAAUUGGUCUCCAUUUCCUCUUAAAAUGUUGAUAUGUGGAUAAGCAUAACCAAACUUGUCAAUUUAGAGUUUAUUUUUCUAUGUAUACUAUUAAAUAUCUCAAAU
Molecule: messenger RNA, 503 nt
Organism: Carlito syrichta (Philippine tarsier)
Lineage: Eukaryota; Metazoa; Chordata; Mammalia; Primates; Tarsiidae
Gene: LEAP2
Product: liver enriched antimicrobial peptide 2
Exons: 3
Coding region: 23-256 (77 amino acids)
Biological process (GO): defense response to bacterium; antimicrobial humoral immune response mediated by antimicrobial peptide
Source: RefSeq, a predicted model, not a curated record